AUGAUUGGAAAUGUUUCAUUCUUUUAUCUGAAUCAAAAAUAUUUUAAAUGGUAACUUGAUAUUAAAUCUACAACCUAAAAGCUAGUUAAUUACAUCUUUAUUUUGGUAUUUCUAAAAGGAAUGCUUGAUUUUAUCAGUUUGAAUAAUUCAAAUUGGAUACCUCAUAUAGUAGUAAUACUUUAUACUUUUGUGUAUUUAUUACAUCUUAAUACUUACUUAUUCAAAUAAAACAAUAGGUAUGUUGUUCAUAAUUAAUCACUUCUGCGUUUAACAAUAAACAAACUAAAAUCCCUUUUUGAUGUUCAAGAUGCUUUCUAAAAUCUAGCUGAGACUCAUUUUGUAAUUUCAAGAAAGAUAAUGGAGACUGGAUUUGUAGGAAUAAUUGCUGCCUUAUUUUUAAGGGAUUAAAUUUUUAGUCUUGAGACUCUUUUUAUUCUAGGAGGAAUCUUUAUGAUCUUAGUGUGGGAUACAUCACUUGUGUCUACAUCAUCCAAACUCACUUUAAAAGAUCAAUAUCAAGCAGCUAGUUUGUUCUUUUUAGAUAUUCUAAUGCCAAUCAGAAAUAUUAUCCUUGUAAUCCUUGUUUGA
Paramecium tetraurelia is the source of this 588-nucleotide messenger RNA. RefSeq lists its product as uncharacterized. The record is from RefSeq and is a predicted model, not a curated record. Lineage: Eukaryota; Ciliophora; Oligohymenophorea; Peniculida; Parameciidae. The transcript is spliced from 3 exons.